This is a messenger RNA of Penicillium nucicola, 531 nucleotides long. RefSeq lists its product as uncharacterized. The record is from RefSeq and is a predicted model, not a curated record. The transcript has a single exon. NCBI's taxonomy places the organism in Eukaryota, Fungi, Ascomycota, Eurotiomycetes, Eurotiales, Aspergillaceae. Bases 1 to 531 code for a protein of 176 amino acids.
AUGGAGUCCGCGCACAUCACGUUGAAAGCCCUUCAUGGACUGUUCUUGAGCAAAAUGAAGCUGCCAAGCAAAUCAGUGAUGCUCCAUUUGGAAUCUGAGGCAUCUAGUCUCAUCAAUGUUUGCCAAGCCCUCGCAAAGAGCCCUGGCGAGAGGACUCUCCAGGCUUUGGCCCAAAACCGGCUACUGGAACUUUACACGAAGGAACUUGUCGUACAAUUUACAGAGAGUGCUCAAACGAUGCUGUCGCUCCUCGCUUGGCACUUUGACCCGGAGCAUGCAUCAAUUUCUAGUGAGCUUCUCCAGUUUUUAGCUGAGCCCUCCGAGCAACUGCAUUCAGUUUGCACAAAAGUCUACCUACAUUACAACUCUAUUUACCACACUGAAGUGUUUGAGGACUUCAAGGAGAAGCUUUGCCGCCUUUUGACUCGACUACCACUCGUUGUACGAAAUGGCCUUGAAAAUCUUUCUAUGGGGGGUUUAACAUUCUGUUGUGGUUAUGAAUUCUCUUCGGGCGCGCACUGUUUCCUUUAG